Messenger RNA from Rhododendron vialii, 3347 nucleotides. RefSeq names its product FT-interacting protein 4. Lineage: Eukaryota; Viridiplantae; Streptophyta; Magnoliopsida; Ericales; Ericaceae. The transcript is spliced from 2 exons. The record is from RefSeq and is a predicted model, not a curated record. Bases 150 to 3170 code for a protein of 1006 amino acids.
UAGCAGUAGUGUACUCUCUCUCUCUCUCUCAUCUGUUUGACCACUCUCUGCUGCUCUGCAUCUCUCUCGAGCAACCCGUUUGUCUCCAUUUCCCCUCUCUUCCCCUGUUCUCAAACCACAUUCCCCUGUCCUCUCUCUCUUUCUCAGCCAUGAACACCACCGGCAAAGAAAAGCUGGUGGUGGAGGUGGUGGCGGCCCACAACCUGAUGCAGAAAGACGGGGAGGGCUCCUCCUCCCCGUUCGUCGAAAUCGAGUUCGAGAACCAGAGACAGCGCACCCAGGUCAAGUACAAGGACCUGAACCCCAUCUGGAACGAGAAGCUGGUGUUCCACAUAAACUCCGCCGAGGACCUCCCUUACCGGACCAUAGAGGCCAACGUGUUCAACGAGCGGAGGUCGAGCAACAGCCGGAACUUCCUGGGCAAGGUGAGGGUGCCGGGGUCGAGCGUGGGGAGGGAAGGGGAGGAGGCGGCGCCGGCGCAGCUGUUCGGGCUGGACAAGAGGAGCUUGUUCUCGCACGUGAGGGGGGAGCUGAGCUUGAAGCUGUAUCUGUCGAGCAGGGAGGAGGUGGUGAAGGAGGUUUUGAUGGGGAAUAAUGGUGGGGGGGUGAGUAGUAGUAACCUGGUUUUCUCGGCGAAGAAGAGCAAGAAGGGGAUGGGGGUGAGCAACCAGCAUCAUUUGGGGAUGGAGGGUAAAAUGGGCAAUCAGAAUCUGAAUCAGCAGAUUCUCAAACAAGGAGAGCAAAACCCAGGUGAUAUCAAGCCUGUUAUCAUCACCAGUGGCCAUGGUCCUGUUAUCCCCACCGCUGGUGGCGGCGGCAUCAUGCGUGGCUCAGCCGGUGGUGGCCUCGGUGUUUUCUCAACUGGGUCAACCGAGUUUUCCCUGAAGGAAACAAGUCCCCACCUCGGCGGGGGUCCCUCAAACAAGGACUCAACCUAUGACCUUGUGGAGCAAAUGCAGUAUCUCUAUAUCCGUGUGGUUAAAGCCCGCGAUAUCUCGGUGUUCGGUGGCGGUGAACUGGUGGCGGAGGUGAAAUUGGGGAACUAUAGAGGAAUCACGAAAAGAGUCGGUUCAAAUCAUCCUCAAUGGGACCAAGUUUUCGCCUUUUCGAAAGACUCCGUACAAUCAUCGAUAGUGGAGAUCUUUGUGAAGGAGAAUAAUAAAGAUGACGACUUGGGCCGCGUUUGGUUUGAUUUAAAUGAGGUUCCGAAACGGGUUCCACCCGAUAGUCAGUUGGCUCCGCAAUGGUACAGAAUGGAGGAUAAGAAAGGGGAGAAAUCGAAGGGGGGAGAGGUUAUGGUUUCGAUUUGGUUCGGGACUCAGGCAGAUGAAGCUUUUGCUGAAGCUUGGCAUUCAAAAGCAGCCAAUGUGCAUUUUGAUGGGCUAUGUUCUAUUAAAUCAAAAGUUUAUCUGUCACCGAAGUUAUGGUAUUUGAGGGUCUCAAUCAUUGAAGCUCAAGAUAUUGUUUUUGGGUCGUCAAUGGUGAAGUACCCGGAACUUUCUGUGAAAAUCCAAGUUGGGAAUCAGGUUUUGAGGACUAGAAUUGCCUCCACAACAUCGAACCGGACCUUUUCUAACCCUUUAUGGAAUGAGGAUUUGGUGUUUGUGGUAGCAGAACCGUUUGAGGAUUACUUGUUGGUUUCAGUUGAGGACCGGGUUGCCCCAACCCGGGAGGAAGUUCUUGGCAGAAUGCUUCUUCCAGUGACAUCGAUUGAGAGGAGAUUGGAUGAUAAACCGGUGAAUUCCAGGUGGUACAAUCUGGAUAUCCAUCAGUUCAACAAUGGGUCGGAUGUGAAAUCUGUGACGAGGUUCGGGUCUCGGAUUCAUAUCCGGGUUUCACUUGAUGGGGGUUACCAUGUGCUUGACGAAUCGACUUUGUACAGCAGUGAUCUUAGGCCCACUGCGAAACAGCUUUGGAAGCCCCAUAUUGGGGUUCUUGAAAUGGGGAUUUUGGGUGCUACUAAUCUGAUGCCGAUGAAGGUGAAGGAAGGGAAAGGAGGAGCCACUGAUGCUUAUUGUGUGGCGAAAUACGGGCAGAAAUGGGUCAGGACCCGGACCGUGGUUGAUAGCUUGUCACCCAAAUGGAAUGAGCAGUACACUUGGGAAGUGUUUGACCCGUGCACUGUGAUAACAAUUGGGGUGUUUGAUAAUUCAAGGGUUGACAAAAGUGCCAACAACGCCACAGGUAGAGACUCUAGGAUUGGAAAAGUUAGGAUCCGGCUUUCAACCCUUGAAUUUGAUCGGGUUUACACCCAUUCCUAUCCCCUCCUAAUGUUGCAUGCCUCUGGUGUGAAGAAAAUGGGGGAGCUUCAUUUGGCGGUGCGUUUCUCGUGUGCUAAUAUGAUGAAUGUGCUUCAUAGUUAUGCAAGGCCGUUGCUACCCAAGAUGAAUUAUGUCCAUCCCUUGUCGGUGAACCAAUUGGACAACUUGAGGCACCAAGCGAUGAACGUGGUGGCGGCAAGGCUCAGUCGAGCUGAGCCACCAUUGGGGCGGGAGGUGGUGGAAUACAUGCUCGAUCACGACUCUCACAUGUGGAGUAUGAGGAAAAGCAAGGCUAACUUUUUCCGGCUCAUGAAUGUUCUAUCUAGUGUGUUUGCCAUUGGGAGGUUUGUGGAGGCUAUUCAGAGUUGGCAAAAACCGGUUUAUUCAGCCUUGUUUGUGAUUUGUUUCGUCAUUCUUGUUUUUGUUCCGGAGAUCAUAAUCCCGUUCGUGUUGAUUUUCAUGGCUUUAGCUGGGAUUUGGCGGUUUAAAUCACGACCUAGGAACCCGCCUCACAUGGAUACAAGACUAUCGUACGCGGAGGGGGUCCACCCAGACGAGCUGGACGAGGAAUUCGACUCGUUUCCCACUAGCCGGAGCGCGGAGAUCGUUCGGAUGAGGUAUGACAGGCUGAGGAGCGUGGCGGGGAGGAUUCAGACGGUGAUCGGUGACAUGGCGACACAGGGCGAGAGGUUCCAGGCGCUGCUGAGUUGGCGCGAUCCUCGGGCGACGUUUCUGUUUGUGAUCCUUUGCAUUGUUGCUGCAUUUGGGUUCUAUUUGGUGCCUAUCAGGUGGGUAAUUGCACUCUGGGGUUUGUAUUUCCUGAGGCCACCUAAGUUCAGGAGCAAGCUGCCUUCUAAAGUGGUGACAUUUUUCAAGAGGCUGCCCACCAAGGCUGACAGCAUGUUGUAGGGCUUAGUUACAAUUUAGGGUUUGAAUAGUUAGGGACUCAGGAGGUACCUUUUUUUUGUUGGUAGUUUUGGAUGCCCUUUAAUGUUUUUGUUGUGGUUUGCCUCAAUUCAGUCUUGUAAUCUAUGUCUAGGAUACUUCUUUUGAAUAUCUUUUAUGUUUCCCCCUAGUGUUGUGGAA